AGCGGCAGCGCAGAGGCACCUGUGAGCUGUGAGGUGCCAGCUCAUGGCAGAGCCUGCCCUUCUCCCCACCGCCCAGAUGGGGAGGCUGGCCCCCGUGUCCCUGGCCUCACCGUGUCCCAGGAUCCCACGGGCUCACAUCGCCAGGCGGCCGGGGCGCUGUGCCCAGCGCCGGACUGACCUGGGCUGCAGCUCUGGCCCCUCGUCCGGCCCAGUGAGUCAGCUCCCGCAGAAGAACCCGCUGCGAGCAUGCCCUGCCGAACGCUCCCACUCCCGGGUGUCCUCGGCCGAGAGCUUGUCCCUGGAUGGCUUUUGGAUGGAGGUGGAGCGGAUCCAACAGAGGGAUGAGCUGAGAGAAGAGGAUGGCAGCGGGGGCGAAGGCCGGCCCCCAGAGGAAGGAGAAACUGAAUCCCAGUGGCUGCAGGACACAGGCCUGUCGGACCUCCUUGGUGGCCUGGGCUUGGACAGUCAUCACCGGGGGCUCCUGUCCACCCUCACACAGACCCAGGUGGCCGCUGUGCGCCGCCGGCUGGACAUCUACGCCCGCUCGGCACGAAGACGCCCCAAGGCACCUGUUAGAGAUGUCAGGGACAUCUUUGGGGGCUUCAAGGCAGGGAAAAUGCCCUCAGAGAAUGGGAGUCAGGGAUAAAAUGGAACCCCGCUCAGUUCCGGAGCCCCUAGGUCUCCUCCAGCAGCAGAGCCUGAGGGGCCGCAGGCACAGGCUGGGAUGGAGCACGCCUUCCACAUGGACUCCGCCUACUCGGAACAGGCCGCACUGCUCCUGCAGAGGGGCAGGCAGCCCCCGGGAGGCACCUGUGUCUGGAGCAAGGGGUCCCUGCCGAAGUUUAGGAUCCCCAAAGGCAGACUUGGCUUGACGAGGAUUGGAGACCUGUCCUCGCAGGACAUGAAGAAGAUCGCCGCCCUGGCCCUCAUCGAGCUGACUGCGCUCUGCGACGUCCUGGGCUUGGACCUGAAGAGGAGCAAGGCAGGGAAGCAGAAGGCAACAGAAACUCGCCUUUUUGGGGUGCCCCUUGAAGCCCUGCUGGAAGCUGACCGCAAAGCCCUCCCCAGCACCCAGGUGCCGCUGGUACUUCAAGCUCUGCUGUCCUGUUUGGAAAAGAGGGGACUGGACAUGGAAGGCAUUCUCAGAGUGCCUGGCUCACAGGCCAGGGUCAAGGGGCUGGAACAAAAGCUGGAGAGAGAUUUCUACACUGGCCUGUUUAGCUGGGACGAGGUUCACCACAAUGAUGCGUCCGAUUUGCUCAAAAGGUUUAUCCGGGAGCUGCCGGCACCUCUGCUCACUGCUGAGUACCUGCCGGCCUUCGCCGUGGUGCCCAACAUCCCUGACCUGAGGCAGCGCCUGCAGGCCCUCCACCUGCUCAUCCUGAUUCUCCCGGAACCCAACAGGAACGCCUUGAAGGCACUCCUGGAAUUCCUCAGGAAGGUGGUGGCCCAGGAGCAGAGCAACAAGAUGACACUGUGGAAUGUUUCCACGGUAAUGGCCCCUAAUCUCUUCCUUCACCGAGGGCAGCCCCCCAAACUCCUCAAGGGCAGGGAGAAGCAGCUGGCAGAGGGGGCCGCCGAGGUGGUACAGAUGAUGGUGCACUACCAGGACCUGCUCUGGAUGGUCUCCUCUUUCUUGGUCGCCCAGGUGCGAAACCUCAACGACAGCAGUAGCAGGCGCCCCCAGCUCUGCGACGCGGGCCUCAAAACCUGGCUGCGAAGGUCACACGCAGACAGGGACAAGGCGGGGGAUGGCCCCGAGGCGACUCCCACAGUGGCAAAGAUCCAGGUGGCCUGGCUUAUCAAAGAUACCCUGGAGGUGCCCCUGACCCCCAGCACCAAAGUGGCUCAUGUCCUCAGGCAGUUCACAGGGCGCCUCAGCCCUGGUUUACAGGGUCAAGAGGGCAAUGAGGACAAGGACAGCCUCCUCCCACGCAGCAGGUUGAGGAAGUCAGCCGACAUCGUCCUCUGCGAAGUUGGAGGGAAUCUCAGUGAGCAUCGCCUGGACCCAGACACCUACCUCUUGGAUCUGUACCGCGCCAACCCCUAUGGCGAAUGGGUCAUUAAACAGAGCCCCACCUAAGCCGGGACGGUACGGAGCAGCCCUGGAUGCCACAGCCCGCCGCCCCCGCCCCCGUGCGGUGUAGCCAGCGCGGGAGCACAGCUGCUGAGGGGAGGUCUAGCUCCUCCUCCAGGCGUCUUCUCUGCAGCGCCCCUCAGGUCCUGGAAGCGCUCUGGCUGGCCGGCUCCUCCCCCAGAGCCCUGGGGGAUGCUUUCAAGUAGCCCUACAGCGAAUGGGGGGCAGCCGGCGAGCUCUGUAGCCUUGGCCAGCCCCUUGCCCUCUCUGAGCCCCCUGGAAAGUUGAAGGGGGUUGGGCCUCAGGCAGUGCGGGGCUGACACUGUGGCCAAGAACAGCCCCCGGAGAACUGGAAAGAGAAAAACUGCCCUUCACAGCUCUCAAUGUAGCUUUGCACAAGCUUGUGAUUUUAUAAUGAUAUUUAAAUUCUGUUGGAACAUUAAAGGCACAAGUU
Messenger RNA from Myotis lucifugus (little brown bat), 2531 nucleotides. It is a transcript of the gene ARHGAP40, whose product is annotated as Rho GTPase activating protein 40. The record is from RefSeq and is a predicted model, not a curated record. NCBI's taxonomy places the organism in Eukaryota, Metazoa, Chordata, Mammalia, Chiroptera, Vespertilionidae. Gene Ontology annotation, molecular function: GTPase activator activity. Gene Ontology annotation, biological process: signal transduction; regulation of small GTPase mediated signal transduction; regulation of actin filament polymerization. Gene Ontology annotation, cellular component: cytoplasm.